This is a messenger RNA of Aptenodytes forsteri (emperor penguin), 4373 nucleotides long. It is a transcript of the gene SHROOM4, whose product is annotated as shroom family member 4. Gene Ontology annotation, molecular function: actin filament binding. Gene Ontology annotation, biological process: actin filament organization. The record is from RefSeq and is a predicted model, not a curated record. NCBI's taxonomy places the organism in Eukaryota, Metazoa, Chordata, Aves, Sphenisciformes, Spheniscidae. Gene Ontology annotation, cellular component: apical junction complex; adherens junction; apical plasma membrane.
AUGUGCGUGGUGGCUGGCCUGCUGGGGAGCUGCGGGUGCUCCCUGGCACUGGGGCCUGGCUGCCGCCCAGGCUGGGCUGUGGAGACGGCGCUGUGGGCACUGUGGGCAGAGCUUGUUUCUCUGCCGGGCUGGGAGUGGCAGGGCAGGGUGGAGGACGGGGGCAAGGCCGCGCUGUCCCGCCAGCUGCAGCCGGGUGACGAGCUGCUCCAGCAGCACCCAGGGGCUGGGGUGGCGCAGGGCACUGCCCACGGGGCAGGGGGUGCCACAGGUGCCGGGGCUCAGCAUCAUCCAUGGAGGACCGUGCCCGUCCUCCGGCCCCAUUCCUGGCACAUGGCCAAGCUUGCCGAGAGCCGCCCCGACGCCCCUGCCAUGCACUGCCCUGUUGAUGCCUUCAGCCUCUCCUGGCCCUCGGGGUGUGAUGUCAGCACCGACCGGAGCAGCUCCAUCGGGAGCAUGGAGAGCCUGGACCAGCCCGGCCAGGCCUACUAUGAAGGGGACCCCUCACCCGUUGACCAGGGCAUGUACCACAGCAAGAGGGACUCAGCCUACAGCUCCUUCUCCGCCAGCUCCAUCGCCUCUGACUGCACCCUCUUCCUGCGCCCCGAGGAGGCCACCUCUGUUGACUCUGGCCUCCAAGGCCCCUGCAAGCCCCCCGACGGGCGCUACCUGACCACAGGGGCUGAGCCGCCCACCAGCCGGCACCCCGAGGCCUGGCGGGCACCCAUGCCUCCCCAGCCCCCCGUCAGGAGGGACAGCCUGAGGGCAGCCCUGGCCAGCGGAGGGGACAGGCACCGGGCAUCGGUGUCGGCGGACAUGCUGCACGCCAAGGGCCGGUGGAUCUCCGACACUUUCCUCUGCCAACGGGCCGGGGAGGCAGAGGCAGCGGGCAGGAGGACACCAGUGCUGUACCCCAUGAAGGACCGUCUCUCCGCUGACCAGUAUUACAUGCUGAGCUCCCACCCGGACCAGUGCCCGGCUGAGUCGCUCCUGGGGGAGAGUGCAGAACCUGGCGACCGGCUAUACCCGGAUGGCGGCGUGCAGCGAGUGCCGGAUGCCACCGUGGCGGGUGACAACCUCCUGCUCUCCCCCCUCAAGGCCCAUGCACUGCACCGGCACAGUGCUCCUGAGCAGCUGCUGGCCUCCCAGCUCCGCUCCCUCCAGGUGGGCACCGGUAGCGGGCGAGCCUCGCCGGCCCCCGAUGGGCACCGCUGGACCCUUUCCCCGCUGCACCCUGAAGGCAGCCGGCCGGGGGCCACGGGGGCCACCCAGGAUCCCCCGCUCUGCCCGGAGCCAUGCCGCCGCCUGCCACCCUGCCGCUGCUGCCCUGAGCCACAGCGAGCCUGCGGGCAGGAUGGGCAGGGGGCCAGCCCAGUGCGCAGCACCGAGGGGCCAGCAGAGGAGGAGAGCCGGGCAGGGGGCCGGCGGGCUGGGGGUCCUCCCCACCGCUCUGCUCAGAUGCGCCGCCGCAGUGACCGCUUUGCUACCAGCCUGCGCAAUGAGAUCCAGCGGCGCAAGGCCCAGCUGCAGAAGAGCCGGGCUCCUGGCGCCCCACCACCUGGUGAGGAGCCAGUGGAGGAGGCAGAUGAGCCCCCCGAGGUCAGCAUGCCGGCAAAGGGACCCUGUGCCCCAGCCGAGUGUCUCAGCCCCGCGUCGAGCGAGGAUGGCAGGAACCCCAGCCACUCGGGGGACCGGGGCAUCCCCACCCCUGACCCGCUGCCAGUCCCCAAAGGGCCCCCGUCCCCUGAGCGGGUGGUGCUGAUGGGCCGGGGCCGCUGGCGCUGGUCCCCGGAGCGCAAGCUGCAGCGGCAGCUCUCGCCCAGUCCCGGCGAGCUGGAGGGCUACAGCCAGGGGCCCCCCAGCUCCCCGCCGCGGGGCGGUGAUGAGGCCGUCCUCCUGCCCUUCGCCGACCGUCGCCGGUUCUUCGAGGAGAGCAGCCGGCCAGCGCUGCCCCGGCAUGGCAAGCCCCUGGUGGGUGAUCCUGGCGCCUUCCAGCCCCCUGGCCCUGAGCACCGGGAUGCCCGGCGCCUCUCCGUGGACCAGCCCUACGGCUCCCCCUCUCCAAAAAAUGCCACCCCCUACACUGAGUGCUGCCGAGAGCAGCCCCCGUGCUACAAGCUGCUGGGGAGGCCUGUGGAGCUGGAGUACCUGCGGGGCUUAUCCUAUCCCUACGGGGGUGCCCUGCGCUCUGAGCCCUGCCGCUACUGCGGGGGGGACCUAUGCCCCCCGACGCUGUCCUGCGGCCAUGCCUGCCGCUGCCACCACCAGCCCUGGGUGCGCUGCCCCGACUGCUGCUGCCCGGCCUCCCGCCCUGGGCGGGAGGAGAGCGAUGCCUGGUCCCACCGGAGAGCUUUCACCCCGGAAUUUCCUCUGGAUGAGUGGGAACAGUCAGCAAUAACUAGGAAAGCCAGCCAGUCCAUAAGUGAGCUCUCUCGCUACCAACUGGGCUUCCCAAGGCUCGGCCCCUUCCGCCCCUGCUUUGAGAGCACCGAGCCGGAGUGGCCGCCCUGCUACCGGGCCACGUCUACGCACGACCUCUCACGGGAUGGUGACCGCCUGGCCCGCUCCCCUGAGAGCCCCCCGGACCCCGUGCACCGCCCACUGCGGGGCAGAGCCUUCUCUGAGAGCCACCUCAACCUGGAGCCCCCCAGCCCCUGGGGCCUCGACCGGAGGAACCUUCUCCGUGCCAAGCUGGAACCCCCUGGAGUCCCCAAAAAGAAGGGCCCACCACCUCCACGCCCACCUCCCCCCAACUGGGAGAAGUACAGGCAGCGCCGGACGUCCCAGCGCCUGCCAGAUGGUUCUGGGCACAGCUCUGCCUUCACUGCCGCCCCAGUGCCGACCCGCAGUAUUGCUGAGGCUGUGCGUGAGCGGUCGCAGAGCCUCACCGGGGAGCUGGGGGGACGCCUCACCGGGGAGCUGGGGGGCCGGUCCCAGGGGCAUGCCACUCGCUCCCCCGCCCCACUGGGCGCCUGGCCCCGACCCGAGCCCCCUGGAUCGCUCCGCAGGACGCCCGAGCCCGAUGCUGGCAGCGCCGAGAUUUGCAGGGCGGUGGGGGCCGGGCAGGAGCGGCCGAAGGCGAAGCACCCCUGGGAGAUGGAGGAGCAGCCCCAAAGGCUCGGCCGGAACCAGGAGCAGGGCUGGGCUGGCCCCCGCAGGGUGGGUGAGUGCUCCCUGCCCCUGCAUGGUGGCCCUGGCCCCACCACCCCGGAGGCACCCAAGCCCAACCCUGGAGCAGUGGAUGAGGCGAGCUGCCAGGGAGGCCGGCCCCAGCCCCGCCGUGUGGACUCGGAGGAGCUGCUGUGGGACGUGGCGGGCAGGGACCACUCCCUGGCUGGCAUUCUGGCCCCCUUGGCCCCCCUCGGCACUGUCACGGAGGUGAUGGGUGAGCUGCUGGUGGUGGGGGAGCGGCAGGCCUGGCGGGAGCGUUUCCAGCAGGACUGGAGCCUGGAGGCCCUGGCGCAGGACAGGCAAGGCUUCGAGCCCAUCUCGCCACCCCCCGGGAGCACUGCCAUCUCGACCUCCUACCCGGCAUAUUAUGGUGUGGCAGCAGGCAAAGCCGAGCCGGUCGGCAAGGUGAAGGAGCUGCCGGAGGUGGUGGAGGGAAGCUCGGAGGACGAGGAGGAGGAGGCAGACCGCGAGCUGGUGGAGAAGCUGCAGCUGAUCGAGAGCCUGAGCCGCAAGCUAGCAGUGCUGCGGGAGGCACAGCGGGGGCUGCAGGAGGACAUCAGUGCCAAUGGGGCGCUGGGCGAGGAUGUGGCUGCCCGCCUGCAAGCCCUCUGCACCCCGGGGGAGUUCGACAAGUAUCGCCUCUUCGUGGGCGACCUGGACAAGGUGGUCAACCUCCUGCUCUCCCUCUCGGGGCGCCUGGCCCGGGUGGAGACCGCCCUGGGCAGCCUGGGGCCGCACGCCCCCGCCGAGGACAAGGUGGCCCUGCGGGAGAAGCAGCGGCUGCUGGCGGCACAGCUGGAGGACGCCAAGGAGCUGAAGGAGCACGUGGGGCGGCGGGAGGAGGCGGUGGGUGCCAUGGUGGCGCGGUACCUGCCUGCCGAGCACCUCCAGGACUACCAGCACUUUGUCAAGAUGAAGUCAGCCCUCAUCACCGAGCAGCGGGAGCUGGAGGAGAAGAUUAAGCUGGGCCAGGAGCAGCUCCGCUGCCUGCGCGAGAGCCUCGGCCAGGCCCCCAAGGGCUGCUAGCCUCCUACCCAGCCUCUCCUGGAACCCUGGCUGUGGCCCCAGCUUGCUGCCAAAGCUGAUCUGGCCCCUCGGGGGCUCUCCCUGCGUCCGUCCGUCUUUCCAGCCCCUGCCUUUUAUUUAUUUUUCCAGUUUACUGAGCAGGGGAGGGGGUGCCAGUCCAGGUGCUGGUGGGGGGGGGU